Molecule: messenger RNA, 2436 nt
Organism: Tetranychus urticae (two-spotted spider mite)
Lineage: Eukaryota; Metazoa; Arthropoda; Arachnida; Trombidiformes; Tetranychidae
Source: RefSeq, a predicted model, not a curated record
UCAAAUAUCACAAAAUUAAUAAAAUAUUUAAUAAAAGUCAUAACCAUUAACGGUAACAAAUAAAUCAACUCAAACAGUAAACUCUUUACUUUCAACUCACUUGUCAGACGCAUUUUGAGGGGAGGAAUAAUAAUUUACAUUGAAAUUGCAAUACUUCUGCUAAUCUAAAAGGCGAUGUUUAUGCAUUUCUGUGGUUUCUAAUCAUCGUUUAUUUGCAAAUUGUGUUGAAUUAAAUUGAGGUCAACUAGUGAUACUUAAACCCAAAAUUUGAGUGAGUCUAUGAAGGCUCAGCAAAAUGACCAACAGCUUAUUAACUAGAUAUUGAGAUUGAAAGGUAAAAUUAUUUCUAGCUGUUGGUUUAUUUUCAUUUUAAACUUUUGUUCCUCUAAUUGCCUUUUGUCAAUUGAAUGUGAAAAAAGUUUAAACUCACAGACACAGAUGAUAAUUGAUUGUUAAGAGCCUCUCAUUAUAUGUUAAAUUACAAGUUAAGUUCAUCAUCAGGUAGGGAAAAGGUAUGUUGAUGAGCGUUAAAAUCCUUGAGAUGGGUAACUUGAAAUAAACUAGUGUUACCUCAAAAGUGAUGACCUCGUAAAGUUUGAACAUGAAAGUGAAAUCGAUCUUAAAAAAUAUAAAAAUAUAAUAAUAAUGGUAAUAGUGAGAGUUAAGUAGAUCCUACAUAAUGAAGGUUAACAAUUGGUUUUGUUUGUCUUGAAAGAGGCAGAUAUAAUUGUGCUAACAUGGUGGUGGUUAUCAGGAUGGUUACUUUGUUGCACUCAUUCAUUGGUCACCAUUGAAUUAUAAAUACCAACAACACAUCUUGUUCAAUGUUGAUUACCUUGAGACUGGAUAGUCUAUCGUUAAAAUGCAAUUGCAAUGGUACGUGAAAACAAAGCGAAAAAAUGUGAAACAUAAUUAUUAUGUGCGUUAAGAGAGUUAUCGGAUUAUCACCAUUGAACAAGAUAUUUAACAAAAGACGUAAUUUUAAUUGAACUAUUUUGUGUCAGUCAAAUUUUAAAUGGAUAUCAAUCAAUACAAAUUGUCAUUUUGAACUGUGAAAUUCAAGUAAACAAAAUACAAACAAAAGUAAAAAGUGAAUCUCAAUCAAAAUUCUUACCUUUAAGCGGACACAUACAAGAAAUUAUAUCGUUUGUUGAACAAUUGUCCCUCCAAUAACCAAAUUCAAUAGUCAUUAUUGGUAAUUCAGUGAUUUAUGCAAAACAUAUCUAUAAUAACACAAAUGUACCAAUACAAAGCCAACUUUGGAUCACGUAAUGAUUUAAAAAUGGAUUGUAAAUGAUUUGUUGUCACCAGAGUUGACCAUUGAAAUGAACAAGCUACUGUUGACAUUUGGGUUAACACUUUACCUAAACUGUUUACCAAUGGAUUGUGUUAAAUUGUCUGGUAAAAUAAAGCGACAAUCAAAUGAAGCUGGAAAUAAUUUUGAUUGGAAAAAGUAUGGAUUCUCAAGUAAUCAGGUUAAAUUGGUGACAAUUGCUAAAGCACUUGAAAUUGGUGAGACAACAAUCAAUGUUAAAUGGAGGUUGCAGUUGGCUGAUUAUUCAAAUGGGAGUAAAGAUGGUCAACCCAAAGGGAAACAUUAUUUACCCACAGAAUGGACUUUAAGAGUUCGCCAAUUUGCAACUCUUUAUGUUAAAUUGCGUUUCAUUUCUCAAUUAAUUGAUACUCAAGAGCUAAUUUCAACUGGAUUUAAGGAUAUUAAUUUUCUGGUAACUUCAUUAAAUGAAGGAACAGCUUAUGAAUUGUGUUUACAGUCCAAAGAGUUUGCUGUUAUUGAUCAAAUGGAUAAUAUUUUGAAGAGAAUCACAAUUUCAUCGCAAUCGGAUUCAAUUGAUUCUAAAAUGGUUUGUAAAGAGAUUGUUACACUUAAAGGUAAAUGUCAACAAUUAACUGCCGGUAAAAUUGCAACUGUAACAGUUGUCUCAUCAGCAUCGACAAUUAUCAUUGUUGCCAUUGUGGGUUGCUGUUGGUGUCCAAGUUCAAAGAGAGGAUCGAGUAAGGUUGAAGAUGGUGAUGAUAAUGGUCAUGAAGAUGAUCAAGAUGACCAGAGUGAGGAAAGGUGUGAAAGGAUAAGCUGGUUCAAGUGGUUUAAGUCUAAUAAAUUAGCAAAUGAUUCGUCGUUAAACAACAAUCAAAUCAAUGGUUUAGUUUAUCCUGAAGGUAAAGUGAAGAAAUGGUUAACUUAUUGGAAAGGAUCAAAGACAAGAGAAUCAAGAUUAAUUUGGUUUUCAAAGAAAAACUCAAAAGUUGAUUUAAUGGUUAAAUCGACCAUUUAUCGACCUAAAAGUUGGCCUCAAGAUGAAUGGACAAUCAAAGGACUAACUGAUCCAAUUGGAGAAUAAAUUGUAACUCAAAUUGUAAAGUGUACUUUAAAUGUACAAAUGUAUUUAAUAUUAACACUUCAUUGAUUCAUUUUCA